This is a messenger RNA of Fonsecaea pedrosoi CBS 271.37, 1890 nucleotides long. Its product is annotated as ribosome biogenesis GTP-binding protein YsxC. The record is from RefSeq and is a predicted model, not a curated record. The transcript has a single exon. Gene Ontology annotation, cellular component: mitochondrion. Bases 1 to 1890 code for a protein of 629 amino acids. Lineage: Eukaryota; Fungi; Ascomycota; Eurotiomycetes; Chaetothyriales; Herpotrichiellaceae. Gene Ontology annotation, molecular function: GTP binding.
AUGCAAAGCUCUACUUGCUUUACUUGCCGGUUGGUCUGCCGCACUCGUCUCCGACAACGUCUAGUCGAGCUCCAGAAUGGCCGACGCAGACUGUCCUCGACUCGUUCUCAGCUUCAAGAUCCGCCCUCAGAGAUUGCUGGGUCGUGGUACUGGGAUACCACUCCUCCGACCGAAGAGAAUCUAGCUGCAGCCGCACACUUCUUCAAAAACCACAAGCCCUCGAGGACGUGGACUGGAACAGGCUGGAAAACGUCCGAACCCUGGCGGCGCUCCUCAAGACCCUCGCAACAAAACAUCCUAGUACCCGAAGUCAUCUUUGUCGGGCGAUCCAACGUUGGCAAAUCCACUUUGAUCAAUGCCCUCACUUCUUCGGAUCUUAAUCGAGUCGGUGCUACUCCUGGAAUGACCCAGGUCAUGGCCGCGUGGGCGUUGGCAGCAAGAGACGAAACUGGUGGCGCUAUAAAAGGGUGGGAUGGAGAUGUCAACCCGAAGCUCACUCUUGUGGAUAUGCCGGGGUAUGGUUUUGGCAGCAGGUCCGAAUGGGGUGCUCAGAUUGUGUCGUACCUGAACAACCGAAGGAAUCUGCGCAGAGCAUUUCUGCUCGUCGACAGUGGUCACGGUGUCAUGGCUGCCGACCGCCACAUGCUGGAGAUAUUUCACAAGCUCGGCAUCCCAUUCCAGGUUGUUGCCACAAAAUGUGAUCGAUUGAGCUCAAAGGUUGCAGAAGGGGACAUUCGCGAAGCGUUGACGAGGCUGCGCAGCCAAGCCACCUUCGAGGGCAACUCGGCGUUAAUGCUAGGCGAAAUGAUCGCCGUUGGGUCGCUCGAAGAUGUCUCGACAGCGAAGAGAGCGAAUGGAAAUGCCCUCGGCCUCAAGAAUCUGCAAUGGGCCAUUCUCAGGGCCGCAAACCUGGAGUGGUAUGCCAUGGACAAAGCUGCGGACCACAAAGUCAUCAGUAAAAGCGCCUCAACUCGCCCGAGUCCAAUCGGAGCAGAGAUAUCACAUUUACUUCAUGGUAAGGAGUCGGACUCUGAGCCUGCACAGUCGUCAGGAAGUGGAUCCACCGCACUUCCAAAUUUGAGUCUCCAGGAAUUCAUGCGCGAGAUAUUGGGCACUGGCUCAGAAGCAAGUGCUCCGGCCUCAACCGAACCGCAAGGACAGCGAGAGCCUCCGCGGGUUUUUGACUCUUUGAGGAAAUUCUCUGGCUCAAAAUCUGACAAGGUCGACUCGACCGCAUCCCUACACGAGCAACUUGAUUUCGUGUAUAAAGAGUUGAACUCUCGAGAUCGUGCAAAGCCUGCAAGCACAAACGCGCCUUCGAAGCGUAGAGCUACUCCACUUGAGUCUAUGGCCGAAUCAAUGUCUCCUCUUGGGUCUUCUUCUAGGAGGGCCCCUACACAAGUGCCUCCGCCACGCCAAAGCGUCUCGCAAGGCAUCGAUGCCUUUGAGAGCAUGUUCGCGGAACCACCUCAUUCACCCAGGUCGAAGAAACAACAGCAGUCCCGGACCCUACCCAAACGACACCAAAACCGAGCGGCCCCGGGAGGACCGUCGGAAUCAAACGCUUCGCAACCCCCACCAGGUUUCGUCGGCAAAGGGGUCUCGCAGGGCCUGGAUGCCUUUGAAGCCAUGUUCGCGGAACCGCCCAAGCCGUCCAAAUCGAACAAGAAACAGCAACAGCAACAGCCGCAAUCGAGACGCCGUCGUCAGAAAACCCGCAGUUCGGCAGCCAGCCAGGAGCAGUCCAACACGCAGCAGCCGCGCGAACCCCCUGCGCUGGUGGGCAAGGGGGUCACCCAAGGUUUGGAUGCUUUCGAGUCCAUGUUUACCGAACCCGUUUCACGCUCGGGAGGCGGGUCGACCUCGAAUCGGAAGAGGAGGAGGCAAUAG